Octodon degus (degu) is the source of this 3171-nucleotide messenger RNA. RefSeq names its product diacylglycerol kinase gamma (gene Dgkg). Gene Ontology annotation, cellular component: plasma membrane. The record is from RefSeq and is a predicted model, not a curated record. Gene Ontology annotation, molecular function: ATP-dependent diacylglycerol kinase activity; calcium ion binding. Bases 237 to 2615 code for a protein of 792 amino acids. The transcript has 24 exons. Gene Ontology annotation, biological process: lipid phosphorylation; intracellular signal transduction; diacylglycerol metabolic process. NCBI's taxonomy places the organism in Eukaryota, Metazoa, Chordata, Mammalia, Rodentia, Octodontidae.
UCCUGAACUGGCCUUGACCUCAGCAGGAGGGUGUCCUAGAGGAGCAGCAGAGGUCUUCUCUCAGCUGCCGAGACGUGCACACCACUGCCAUAGACGCCACAGAGUCCCCCAGAAGUCUCUGGAAGGGUACAUCCAUUGCCUACCUGCAAUGAUCCAGACCCCGGGCCAGGCCUCAGCUUCACCCUGCUGAAUAAAACUCUAUCUCUGGGCUCGAGACACUCACAUCCAGUCUAAAGAUGAGCGAAGAACGAUGGGUUUCUCUCACUCCGGAGGAAUUUGACCAACUCCAAAAGUACUCAGAAUACUCCUCUAAGAAGAUAAAAGAUGUCUUGGCUGAAUUUAAUGAGGGUGGGAGUCUCAAGCAAUAUGAUCCACAUAAGCCAAUCAGCUAUGAUGUCUUCAAGCUGUUCAUGAGGUCAUACCUGGAAGUGGAUCUCCCUCAGCCUCUGAGCACACACCUCUUCCUGGCUUUCAGCCAGAAGCCCAGGCAGGAGAACCUGGACCACUCCAAGGAGGGGGCCAGCAGCAGUGAGCCCAAUGGCCCAGGUUCUAACACACAGCAUGCAGAUAACAGUGCCAAAGCAGCUGAAGCCUGUGCCCCUGAUACUGAAUCAAAGGUGGCUGAGAAACACACGCCGGCUAGAAACCAAAUGGCUGCACCCCGCCUGGGAGGCCCUGCUGCUGAAACGUCCAGCUCAGAAUCCCCUGCGGUAUACCUGAAGGAUGUUGUGUGCUACCUGUCACUGCUGGAGACCGGAAGACCUCAGGAUAAGCUAGAAUUUAUGUUUCGUCUCUAUGAUUCGGAUGAAAACGGACUCCUGGACCAAACGGAAAUGGAUCGCAUUGUCAACCAGAUGCUCCACAUUGCCCAGUACCUUCAGUGGGAUCCCACCGAGCUCAGACCUAUAUUAAAGGAGAUGCUACAAGGGAUGGACUACGACCGGGACGGCUUUGUGUCUCUACAGGAAUGGGUCCACGGAGGGAUGACCACCAUUCCACUGCUGGUCCUUCUGGGGAUGGAUGAGGCCGGCUCCAAGGGAGACGGACUGCACGCCUGGACCCUGAAGCACUUUAAGAAGCCAACCUACUGCAACUUCUGCCACCUCAUGCUGAUGGGAGUUCGGAAGCAAGGCCUGUGCUGCGUCUACUGUAAAUACACUGUCCAUGAGCGCUGUGUGUCCAAAAACAUCCCUGCGUGUGUCAAAACAUGCUCAAAAGCCAAAAGAAGUGGCGAGGUGAUGCAGCACGCGUGGGUAGAAGGGAACUCCUCCGUCAAGUGUGACCGGUGCCACAAAAGUAUCAAGUGCUACCAGAGUGUCACCGCGCGGCACUGCGUGUGGUGCCGGAUGACGUUUCACCGCAAAUGUGAAUUAUCAACACUGUGUGACGGUGGGGAGCUCAGAGACCAUAUCUUGCUGCCCACCUCUAUAUGCCCCAUCACCAGGGACAGGCAAGGCGGGAAGUCCGAUGGCAGCAGCGGGACAGCCAAGGGCGAACUUGUAAUGCAGUAUAAGAUCAUCCCCACCCCGGGUACUCACCCACUGCUGGUCUUGGUGAACCCUAAGAGUGGAGGGAGACAAGGAGAAAGAAUCCUUCGGAAAUUCCACUACCUGCUCAACCCCAAACAAGUUUUCAACCUGGACAGUGGGGGACCUACUCCAGGGCUGAACUUUUUCCGUGAUACCCCAGACUUCCGCGUGCUGGCCUGUGGAGGGGACGGCACAGUCGGCUGGAUUCUGGAUUGCAUCGACAAGGCCAACCUGACAAAGCAUCCACCUGUGGCUGUCCUGCCUCUUGGAACAGGAAAUGACCUGGCGCGGUGUCUCCGCUGGGGUGGAGGUUAUGAAGGGGGCAGCUUGACAAAAAUCCUCAAGGACAUUGAGCAGAGCCCCUUGGUGAUGCUGGACCGCUGGCAUCUGGAAGUCAUCCCCAGAGAGGAGGUGGAGAAUGGAGACCAGGUCCCCUACAGCAUCAUGAACAACUAUUUCUCCAUCGGCGUGGACGCUUCCAUUGCACAUAGAUUCCACAUGAUGCGAGAGAAACACCCUGAAAAAUUCAACAGCAGGAUGAAGAACAAGCUGUGGUACUUUGAAUUUGGCACCUCAGAGACCUUUGCGGCCACCUGCAAGAAGCUCCACGACCACAUAGAGUUGGAGUGUGAUGGAGCUGAGGUAGACCUGAGCAACAUCUUCCUCGAAGGCAUCGCCAUUCUCAACAUUCCCAGCAUGUACGGCGGCACCAAUCUCUGGGGAGAAACCAAGAAGAACAGGGCUGUGAUCCGGGAGAGCAGGAAGAACAUCACUGACCCGAAGGAACUGAAAUUCUGCGUCCAAGACCUCAGUGACCAGCUCCUCGAAGUGGUGGGGCUAGAGGGAGCCAUGGAGAUGGGACAGAUCUACACGGGCCUGAAGAGUGCGGGCAGGAGGCUGGCCCAGUGUUCCUGUGUCACCAUCAGGACUAACAAGCUCCUGCCGAUGCAAGUGGACGGAGAGCCCUGGAUGCAGCCGCCCUGUGCGAUUAAAAUUACUCACAAGAACCAAGCGCCCAUGAUGAUGGGGCCGCCCCAGAAGAGCAGCUUCUUCUCAUUGCGGAGGAAAAGCCGUUCAAGAGACUAGACUGUGUGUCAAAUGCCAGCUAAGCCAAGAGAGAGAAUGAGAAACUGUACCUACACUCACAUACACACACACACACACACACACACACACACACACAGCAAUUUCCCUUCUGGAAGAAAACUUCACCUUGCCAUACAAUCUAUUUCAACAAUGGAAACACCCCUAACAGAACCAGUUCCACGGGACAUUUCACAUAUACUUAGGGCUGCAACAAGCCCACAGCCCCACAGACCCCGAGCAGGACUUGCAGAGUGUGAAGGAGAGCUCGUUCUGUCUGUGCAACAGCCCGCAUGUCUCCUGCCCACGCCAACAAGGAGCCGGCUGCAGGACUCCUGCCCACGGUGAGCUCUCAGAUGUGGUCAGGGCCAAGAGCGCGGCACCAGAGAAUCUGCACAAAGGUCCCUCUGUACAGAGACAGCGGCCUCCAGCCCUCCGCGCAGGAUCCUUGGCGAGGCUCAGCAGCCUACGACGGUUUCUCGGUUGUCCUGUGAACGACAACCUCUCCUCAACUUGCUGAGGCUGCAGAAAGGCCAGCUGCCUCAGGCUGCAUUUCCAU